Racocetra persica is the source of this 143-nucleotide messenger RNA. The record is from the annotation of a GenBank genome assembly. Lineage: Eukaryota; Fungi; Glomeromycota; Glomeromycetes; Diversisporales; Gigasporaceae.
UUAAUAAUAUACAACAGCUAGGAGAUAGUAAUGCUGAAAAUAAUGCUGAACAACACUUAGAAGUAUGCAAAGAUCAUUCUGAUGAUGCUUUUGAUAUUUCACAUCCUAGUACUCUCUCUCCUACGCAUUAUGAUGAUGAAUAA